ACCAAAUAAAUCAGUAUCUUGCUUCUUCAAUGCAACAAACAAAUACCCAUCUACAAAUGUUAUCCAUGGGAACAACAACCAGUACUGGAGACCAAAAUGCUAUACCGUCAAGAAGGUUGACUGUUCAACUUCUGGUUUUUAGUGACAAAGACGGUGAAAACGUUCUUACAUGGUUGCUCCAAGUCAAUCUCCUUUUCAAGGCAAGAAAAGUACAAGCCGAUGAAAGUCACCAACUAUUUGCAAGUUGGGAAUCUUUUGCUGCUAGAAUCAAAGAUACAUUUCAACUGCCUCAUCAUCAACAAAUGUUGUGA
This is a messenger RNA of Cetraspora pellucida, 311 nucleotides long. Lineage: Eukaryota; Fungi; Glomeromycota; Glomeromycetes; Diversisporales; Gigasporaceae. The record is from the annotation of a GenBank genome assembly.